Thermothelomyces thermophilus ATCC 42464 is the source of this 792-nucleotide messenger RNA. RefSeq lists its product as uncharacterized. The transcript is spliced from 2 exons. The record is from RefSeq and is a predicted model, not a curated record. Gene Ontology annotation, cellular component: ESCRT II complex. Gene Ontology annotation, biological process: protein transport to vacuole involved in ubiquitin-dependent protein catabolic process via the multivesicular body sorting pathway. Lineage: Eukaryota; Fungi; Ascomycota; Sordariomycetes; Sordariales; Chaetomiaceae. The coding region runs from base 1 to 792 and encodes 263 amino acids.
AUGUCUCGAAAGGGCGUCGGGCUCGCGGCCUUUGACCGCUCGCGCCUCACCUCGGCCCAGUACGCGAGCCACGGGUCGACACUGCGGUCGGCCAACGCGCAGGCCCUCGAGACGCAGCUGGCCGUCUUCCGCUCGCUGCUGCAGCAGUUCGCCCAGACGCACGCAAAGGACAUCCGCUCGAACCCGACCUUCCGCGCCCAGUUCGCCCGCAUGUGCGCCGCCAUCGGCGUCGACCCGCUCGCGAGCAGCAGCAGCAGCAGCUCGUCCUCGGCGGGCGGGGGCGGGUCCAUCUGGGCGCAGCUGCUGGGGAGGUCGGUCAACGAUUUCUACUUUGAGCUGGCCGUUCGCGUCGUCGAGGUCUGCAGCGAGACGAGGGGCGAGAACGGCGGCCUGAUUGAGCUGAAGAAGGUGAGGGAGCGGAUCAUGCGGGGCCGGAUGGAGGGGGCGUCGGAAAUUACCGAAGAUGAUAUCCUUCGAGCCGUGGGCACGCUCAAACCGCUGGGCUCGGCCUACUCCAUCAUCACGGUCGGCAGCAAGCCCUACAUCCGGUCGGUGCCCAAGGAGCUCAGCACCGACCAGAGCGCCGUGCUUGAGGCGGCGCAGCUCCUGGGCUACGUGAGCGUCUCGAUGCUGAUGGUCAACCUCAAGUGGACGCGCGCGAGGGCGCAGACGGCGCUGGAGGACCUCAUGGCCGAGGGCAUGCUCUGGGUGGACAAGCAGAGCGAGGAGUGGGAGUACUGGAGCCCUGGCUUCAUGCUGGAGAACCAGGACUUCGCAGGCACGACUGGAUGA